Molecule: messenger RNA, 2024 nt
Organism: Paramormyrops kingsleyae
Lineage: Eukaryota; Metazoa; Chordata; Actinopteri; Osteoglossiformes; Mormyridae
Gene: naf1
Product: nuclear assembly factor 1 homolog (S. cerevisiae)
Biological process (GO): box H/ACA snoRNP assembly; pseudouridine synthesis; ribosome biogenesis
Cellular component (GO): sno(s)RNA-containing ribonucleoprotein complex
Molecular function (GO): RNA binding
Source: RefSeq, a predicted model, not a curated record
GUCACGUGACUGUGACGUAAGAAGAAGUGGCCGGAAGAGACUCGAGUAGAUGAGGACAGCAACGUGCUCUGAAGUACGAUCGGUACGAGUGUGCCAGAUACCUAUGCUGAUAUAAACGGAUAUUUAAAAGAUGGAAGAGCAGCCUGAUGUGAGUACUGAAUGUCCAGCUGAACACACAGUGGGAGAUGCUGCAGGAAAUGUAGAGGAAAACAUUGGUCAAGUGAAAGCAAACCCAUCAUCAGCACUGUCUGAGUCUGCAGGCGCAAGUGACUCAUCUUGUAUUCCACUGGACGCUGUUACGGCUGGAAGCGGUGAGACAACGAUGGACUCUGAGAGUCAGCCGUCCGUUACAGUCGACGCGUCAGCGGAGCAUCAUUUAAGCGAGAUGACUGGAGACCCAGAGUCGAUGACUGAUGAUCCCGGUGGCAUCGUGGGGAGCGAACGAUCAGGCGCAGGGAACGAGGUGCAGCAUGAAGACAUGGACGUCAGCGUCUCAUGCAAAAUGGAGACGCUCAAUUUCGCCGUCUCCCCGGGGCCUCCAGAGGCGAAUGGGGACUGUGUGAGAUCACCAUUUACCAGCGGGGCCUUAUUGCCCCAAGGGGCUUUGCUGUUGAGGGACCCUGGGGACAACGAUGACAGCUCCACAUCUGAGGAUUCCUCAUCAGACAGUGAUUCAGAUUCUUCAUCAACCUCAUCUUCCUCUUCCUCAUCUCUUGGAAUUCUUCAACAGCCAGAGGACGACGACGACGUUGGAGUCACUAAUGGAAAGAAACCUCUACCCAUUAAGACUCAAGAUGAAAUUCUUAUUGAGGAUUUGCCGACAGUGCAGGAUAUGGGGGUUAUUCUUCCAGAGGACACUGAGAUCCAGCCUAUUGGAGUCAUUUCCAGCAUCGUCGAGCAGUUGGUGAUAAUUGAAUCCCUGAAGGACACCCCACCUCUUAAUGAUGACAGCGUCGUUUUUGAUGAAGCGAGGCGCUCUGUCGGAAAGGUGUUUGAAAUUUUCGGGCCUGUCUGCCGGCCCUAUUACCUUCUCCGGUUCAACUCCGCCGACCACAUCUCGGAAAAAGGUCUGAAGUUGAACGACACGAUGUACUUUGCUCCCUCCCUGAAGGAUUUCACCGAUUACAUAUUCGCGGAACAGCUCAAGGUCUUUAAAGGUUCUGACGCGUCCUGGAAGAAUGACCAAGAACCUCCACCUGAGGCUUUGGAUUUCAGCGACGAUGAGCUGGAGAAGCUGGCUAAACAGAAGAAGAAGAAGAAGAAGAACAUUCAGCAAAUGCCCCCCACGUCGGACCCGAGCGAGGCCGAUGAGAGCCCGGGCCGGGCCUCGCAGCACAGACAGCCCAGACCUGCUGGGGGAGGGUACCGCGGCAGGGGUGUGAACCCGCAUCCAGAGGGGGGGGUCCCCAGCUGGCGCUUGCCCCAGCGAAACGCGCCGGCCCGCCCUUGCUUUUACCCUGCCGACAGCAGGAUGAUGACCCCUCCCCCGGACCCCCACAAGCUGCCUCCCAUGGGCUUCCCCUGCCUGUUCCCGCCCCCUUUCCAGCCCCCGCCUCCAUACUUCCUGCCCUUCCCACCUCCACCCCCUCCCCACAUGCCCAUGCCGUGGCCUGGCCAAGAGAUGGGGCCACCUCCGCCCCUGCAUGGCCUGCCCUUCCAGCACCUUCCACCCCCCCCGCCUCCCCCUCCACCGCCCUCCUCAUAAUUGCCAUAAUCGAUCACCCUGGGCUCCAUUGAAACUCUGUAGAAAGGUAGUGAAACGCUGUAUUUUUCUAUUGUAGAUGGCUUCCUUUUUGUACUAACGUUUGUUUAAUUGUAUCCGUGGCUGGGAGCUAAUGUGUAAUUAGGCAUUUCUGGUCCACACAUUUCUUUACCAGAUUCAUGUUUAUUAUUAUUAUUUUUAAUUAAAAAAAUGUUGUGUUAUUAAAUAUAAGGAGAUAAAAAAAGACUAAUUGUGUUUAAGGCAACAUAUUGUGUAAAAUAUAUUUCUGUAUGGAAAAUAAAAACCACUCCUUGUGUCUGUC